Messenger RNA from Hemibagrus wyckioides, 2417 nucleotides. RefSeq names its product carbohydrate (N-acetylgalactosamine 4-0) sulfotransferase 14 (gene chst14). The transcript is spliced from 2 exons. NCBI's taxonomy places the organism in Eukaryota, Metazoa, Chordata, Actinopteri, Siluriformes, Bagridae. The coding region runs from base 485 to 1594 and encodes 369 amino acids. Gene Ontology annotation, molecular function: sulfotransferase activity. Gene Ontology annotation, biological process: dermatan sulfate proteoglycan metabolic process; carbohydrate biosynthetic process. Gene Ontology annotation, cellular component: membrane. The record is from RefSeq and is a predicted model, not a curated record.
AAAACUCACCUGCCUGUAGCCUCAGUAAUCCUGAAGACCCUGAUUAGUUUAUUCAUGUGUGUUUGCUUAGGGUUGGAGCUGAAACCUGCAGCACUGCGGCUCUUCUAGGACUGAACUUGCCUACGCCUGAACUAGAUCUUAUUUUCCCCAGUUUGUUUUCUGUAUUGUUGAUUAAAAAACUUGUUAAUGUAUUCAUGGAUAAAGAUUCCAAAGCACUCUCUCUGGAUCAGAGCUUCUGCCAAAUGCCAGAAAUGUAAAUGGGAAUGUAAAUGCAAUCUCCACCCCCACACCACAACAUGGAGUUACUACAUUUCCCACAAUCCCCCUUUUCCAAAAUACUCCUCCACCGAGAACUGUAGAAGUAAGAACUGAGUGUAGAGCGAUAGCGGAAUGGACUCGCGUUAACUUUGCCACGUUCGCUCUUGUUUUAUCUGAGAAAGGGAGUGUGUGUGUGAGUGAGUGUGUGUGAGUGUUUCUCUCCGCUAUGCCGGCUCGGAACCCGGAGUGCGGGACGCGCGGCGCGAGCGGCUCUUCGGUGCUGCGCUUUAGUCCCGCAGCGAGCUCGCGCUCCACGCACCGCCGCCGCCGCUCGGCCCUGCUGCCCUCCGUGCUCACGUUCGCCGUGAUCGUGGCGUCCGGAGGCCUGCUGCUGCUCAUCGAGAAGGGAAUGCUCAACGGCAUGCACACACCAGCACCUCUGGCCAACGGCAAGAAACCUGAGUACCGGCUCGCGCCGCGGGAUCCAGCUGUGGACGUGGAAUCGCAGAUUGUGCAGGAUAUCCGUAACCGCACUAUCCGUGCGAUGUGUGGCCAUCAGAACACAGCUCACAGCGUGUGGUCUCUCAGCUCACUACAGAGGAAAACCCUGCUGCAGCACAUCCUGGUGAAUGAGAAGUAUCGCUUCCUGUACUGCUACGUGCCCAAGGUGGCCUGCUCCAACUGGAAGAGAGUGCUGAAGGUGCUGAGCGGCGCACUGGCUGACGUGAAUGUCCAGAUGAAGAUGGACCACCACGCCGACCUGCUCUUCCUCUCCGACUUCUCGCCUGAGGAGAUCCGCCACCGCUUGCACCACUACUUCAAGUUCAUGUUUGUGCGCGAGCCGAUGGCACGGCUGCUCUCCGCUUACCGGAACAAGUUCGGGGAGAUCAAGGCCUACCAGCACAAAUACGGCGCAGAGAUCAUCCGGCGUUAUCGGAAAGGUUACGCAAAGAAUACUAAAGUAGCCGGGGACGACGUGACGUUUGCGGAGUUUGUGCGCUACCUGCUGGACGAGGAACCCGAGCGCAUGAAUGAGCACUGGAUGCCCAUAUAUAACCUGUGUCAGCCGUGUGCUGUUCAGUAUAACUUUAUAGGCUCGUAUGAGAGGCUAGAGAGUGACGCGGCGUACGUGUUGGAGCGCAUCGGUGCUCCUCAGCACGUGCAGUUUCCUGAACGUCAGGCAUGGUAUAAACCUGUUACGAAGGAGACGUUGCAUUAUUAUCUAUGUACAGUUCCUCAGAAGCUGCUUCGAGAACUUUUGCCAAAGUAUAUUCUAGACUUUUCUCUAUUUGGCUAUCCUCUGCCCAACAUCACCACUGAGUACUGUCGGCACUAGCAUAGACUUUUAUACAGAUGCAUAUCACAGCUGUUUCGUUUUAUUCCAUCUGUGAAGUUACAGUAUUUUGAUUUUUUUUUUUUCUAUUUCUUUAUAUAAAUUUUGUACAGAAUUGGGAAUAUAUAUAUAUUUCAUUCUGACCUCUGAAAGGUGUGUUUUGAAAGCUAUUUAAAGGUUAACCACUAUUUAGCACUGGAACAGAGGCAAAGUUUUUAAUAACUAAAAAAUCUAUUUUUAUGGACAUCAUUAUCAACAGUAAUUGCCACACUGUUGGGGCAAAUCAUUACAAGUUGUGCUGGGCACAGACUUUACAAUGCAUCAACAAGAGUUUUCAUUAUUAUUUCAUUAUUUUGCCUAUGUGCCUUUCCCCAUGCCCAGUAUUAUGAAUUCUGUUUGGAUAAGUAUCAAUGUAAAUACACGUUUUAUAUAGUGGACACAAUGCAUUAAGCCAUAUCUAGAUGAAUAAGGAUCCCCACUCUGAGACGGUCUUGAGUUAAAUCCCUUAAGAAUGCAGUCUCACAAUCAGAAAGGCUAUUUCCCAUUCGGUUUGUGAAACUGCAUUCUUAAGGGAUGCGAGCCAAAGGAAAUAUGCUGAAGUUGCUUUUCUUGAGAACUCUAAAAGAACCAGAAAAAGCCAAACCUUAUAGUGACAGAUGCUUAACAGAAUUGCUUAACAAAGCCAUAAUCAGGAGCAAACAUGACAGAUGUUUAGGGGGAAAAAACAAGCAUUAAUAAUUGACGAUGUUUGCUGGGACAACGUACAGUAUAAAUAAGCUGUUUCUUCCAUUCAUUAGUAAUUUUAGCAUUUUUCGUUCCAUAAAGG